CCCCGCUCCGCAACCCGAAAAAGGAAGAUCUUGCCUGGCUCACAGCCAUCGUCCAGCUCAACGGGCAGCGAAUCAGACGAAGCAACGUCCAAGCAUCUUCUCACCUAUCUUUAGGCUUUUCUCGCCUCGUCUCCUCUCGAAGCGAGACUGUGAUCCCAGAUGAACGGUCUGCAAUAGUGCAAUCAACAGCCUGACUUGUCCAAAGCUUGGCAAGUGCAGGUCCGCCUCGAUUCAGGUCCCACGCCCCGUCCUGCAGCUUCCUCGGCAAGCCUGCGCAUUUGUCCUGCUGCCGCGGCAGCACCCGCAGCGGCGACGCAACCAUGGCGCCUUCGGCGGCCGACGAACCGGAAGUCGCCCUCAACGGCACGGCAUCCCCCGAAACGGACGGCAUGAUCGCAACGAGGGCACACUACGCGCCGCCCUGGGCCGAUGUCAGCAUCAUAGGCAUUGCUGGCAGCUCUGGCUCGGGCAAGUCGACACUGUCGCAUGCCAUCGUGAACAAGCUGAACUUGCCGUGGGUUGUCAUCCUGUCCAUCGACUCGUUCUACAAGAGCUUAGAUGCCGAGUCAUCAAGAAAGGCGUUCCGUAACGAAUACGACUUUGACUCGCCAGAUGCCCUAGAUUUCGAUGUGCUGGUAGAACGGCUGCGUGAUCUCAAAGCCGGGAAGCGCGCGGAGAUCCCGGUGUAUUCCUUCGAGAAGCAUGCGCGCCUGGACCGGACCACGUCGAUAUACUCGCCGCAUGUGCUUAUCCUCGAGGGCAUAUUUGCGCUUUAUGAUCCUCGAGUGCUCGAGUUGAUGGAUAUGAAGAUUUUCUGCGAGGCGGAUGCGGAUACAUGUCUCUCGAGGAGGAUAUUGCGCGACCAGAGAGACCGUGGCCGAGAUCUCGAAGGCAUCAUCAAGCAAUGGUUCACGUUUGUAAAGCCGAAUUUUGAGAAGUAUGUCAACCCUCAGCGGAAUGUGGCCGAUAUCAUCGUGCCUCGAGGUGUCGAGAACCAUGUGGCCAUGUCCAUGGUUGUCCAGUUCAUCCAGCAAAAGCUGCUCGAGAAGUCGACGCAUCACCGUGCAGCACUCACACGUCUGGAGCUCGAAGCUCAGUCGGCACCGCUCUCAGACAGGGUGAUCGUCAUGAAACAGAGCUCGCAGAUGCGCGGCAUGAACACCAUCAUCCACGACAUCGACACGUCGAGCGAAGAUUUUAUCUUCUACUUCGACCGCCUCACGGCGCUAUUAGUCGAGGAAGCGCUAAACAAGGUCCCCUUUGUGGCGUGGAACAUCACCACGCCGCAAGGGCACACGUACGCCGGCCUGCGACCGAAGGGCGAGGUGUCGGCCGUGAUCGUGCUCCGGGGCGGGGCGGCGCUCGAGGCCGGCCUGCACCGCUGCAUCACGGACUGCAAGACGGGCCGGGUGCUGAUCCAGAGCAACGUCCGGACGGGCGAGCCAGAGCUGCACUACCUGGUGCUGCCGCCGGACAUCGACAAGCACGAGGCGGUGCUGCUGCUCGACGCGCAGAUGAGCAGCGGCGGGUCGGCGCUGAUGGCGGUGCAGGUGCUCGUCGACCACGGCGUGCGGGCCGACAGGAUCGUCCUGGUCACGUACAGCGCCGGGCGCAUGGGCCUGCACCGGCUGACCAAAGUGUUCCCGGAGAUCACAGUCGUAGUGGGCCAGGUGGUGCCCGACAUUGAGGAGCGGUGGGUGGAGAAGAGGUAUUUUCGGUGCUAGCGUUAGCUAACGUUGGAUCUGGUCAUGAUCCGUCGGGGCAUGGUGUUGUGGACAGAUACAGGUAGAUAGGCGUUGUAGGGGGCCGGAGGCGGGUUCUGCAUUUGGCCUGGCGUUUCUCAGGUGCCCCCUUGCUGACUUGAUAGGACUGAAUGCAUGCCGGUCCUGAUACUCAUGCUGCGUCUGAUGGGGGCAUUUCUCGCCCGCUGACUGUUUACCUCCGUCGAGGGGCCCCCUC
Messenger RNA from Thermothielavioides terrestris NRRL 8126, 1959 nucleotides. RefSeq lists its product as uncharacterized. The transcript is spliced from 9 exons. The record is from RefSeq and is a predicted model, not a curated record. The coding region runs from base 321 to 1724 and encodes 467 amino acids. Gene Ontology annotation, cellular component: cytoplasm. Lineage: Eukaryota; Fungi; Ascomycota; Sordariomycetes; Sordariales; Chaetomiaceae. Gene Ontology annotation, molecular function: kinase activity; ATP hydrolysis activity; ATP binding.